GCGCUGGCUCCAGCUAUGGCUGAAAGCGGCCGGACACUUCAGGCGCGGGCGCUCCUGCAGCAGUGCCUGCACGCCCGGCUGCAAGUACGCCCCGCCGAGCGGGACGCAGAGGCACAGUGGGUGGAGAUUCAAAGAGGAUUAGUGAUCUAUGUGUGCUUUUUCAAGGGAGCUGACAAAGAACUUCUUCCCAAAAUGGUUAAUACCCUGUUAAAUGUGAAACUAAGUGAGACAGAAAAUGGCAAGAACGUCUCUAUAUUGGAUCUACCUGGCAGCAUUCUUAUCAUCCCUCAAGCCACCCUCGGGGGGAGAGUUAAAGGAAGAAACAUGCAGUAUCACUCUAACUCUGGAAAAGAAGAAGGGUUAGAACUUUAUUCCCAAUUUGUGACUCUAUGUAAAAAAGAAUUAGCUUCUAACAGCAAGUGUGCUGAAGCUGGUGUUGUGGUAGAACAUGGCACUUAUGGAAACAGGCAGGUGUUAAAGCUGGAUACCAAUGGACCAUACACACACUUAAUUGAGUUUUGAAAAAUUAAAGUUAGUUUCCACAGUUGUUUUCUAGUAUAAAAUGAUCUGGGCUAUAACUACAUUUUCUUUUCCUUCACCCUGAAAAUACAAGCCUACAGCAUUUUUAGACAAGAAAACCAUGGGUUCCAUUUAUAACUGUAACCUGCUAAUUGGAUGGCCUCACUAGCUCACCUAAACUGGAUCUGUCACCUUUCAUUCUAUCUUCUCCUAAACAUCUGCUCAAAAAUUUGAAAACUGUUUCUGUUCACUUAAUGGUCACUUUGGAAAUGUUCUCAGAGAGCUGUUUUUAAGUAUUUCAAAUGAAGAGUUUUGUUCAACCAAGAAAAAUAAAUAUCUUAAACUCUCAAACAUAUGCAGUAUAUAAUAAAAAAUACUACUUGUAUUAAAAUUAGAUAAAACUCAGCACAAACCAAUUGUAAUUUU
Molecule: messenger RNA, 945 nt
Organism: Talpa occidentalis (Iberian mole)
Lineage: Eukaryota; Metazoa; Chordata; Mammalia; Eulipotyphla; Talpidae
Gene: DTD2
Product: D-aminoacyl-tRNA deacylase 2
Exons: 3
Coding region: 16-522 (168 amino acids)
Biological process (GO): tRNA metabolic process
Cellular component (GO): cytoplasm
Molecular function (GO): D-tyrosyl-tRNA(Tyr) deacylase activity
Source: RefSeq, a predicted model, not a curated record